CCGCGUAGAGGUGGUGGAGGUGCUCCUCGCGCAUGAUGCUGAGAUACUGCCGGCUCAGGGAUGGACACCUCGGCGGAAGCCUUUCGUCCAGGCUAUUCUUCACGGUUCGGAGUACAUGGUCUCUUUAUUCCUGCGCGCCGGGGCAGAUCCUAAUGACCGGGAUCUAGGUUCUGACUUUGACCGCACGGUGGCUCCGGCAUUGAAGCAUGCCAUUCCAUUCGAGGGUAUCUUUCGCCGCCUGCUUGCCGCCGGAGCUGACCCUACCGCCGUCGACAGUAUAAACAUCUCAGUUAUCGGCCAUGCCCUAAGAUCCGGCCGGACGGCAGUCGUCCAAAUGCUCAUUGAUGAGGGUCUGGAUCUCUCGCUCUACUUAACUCACUCCAACCUGUUGCACGAAGCCGUGCGCGGGGGACGUGCAGUCCUCGAGCUUCUCCUCGCCGCCGGGAAAUGGGAUAGCUUACUCUUGCCCACCAAUUUAGACUUAUCCUCCCGCGAAAAGGCCCUUGGAAUAGCCGCCGAGGCCGGUGAGAUCCAGACCUUGCGGUGGCUGUUAGAUCGGGGGUUUCUUCCAGUCCGAGGGCCCCAGUUGCCGCCGCCCACCGUCCAUCUGCUGGGUCUGGCGUCGUGCACGAACGCGGCGGAUGCGGACGCCGCAACCAUCCUCGAUCUUCUCCUCCAGGCUGGUCUGGAUAUCAACGAGAUCAUCUCCCGCGAGACGGCGCUGACGCUUCUAGCUGAUCGUUGCUACUCGCGCGGAGAGCCCCAGCACGGUCGCUUACGCAUGCGCAUGCUGCUUGAGCGCGGUGCCAACUUGUUGCCGCCGCAAAGCCUCCCGCAAGCCACGCGCUACCACACCGUCUCGCGGUUCGAUCUCAACCUGAUCGGCCGGCACCCCGACCUAGAUGAGAUGGUCUUUCAGGAGCUGGAGACGCGGCGCGAGCCGUGGCCGGUGGUCGAACGUCUGUUCCGGUGGGCGAAGACUUGCGCGCGCGAGCGUCGAAAUCCGGAUUUCCUCCGGACAAUCGAGCAGUACUCGUGGCGAGUGCGGUAUCCUGUUUGAAUGUGCUUCCAUCGCUAGACCUCGUCAUCAUGUUAGAAAACCUUCCCGUACGGGAUAUCGCGAUUGGGACAAACAAGCUGCAGGAUGCAUUCUGACGAGGCUCCUAGGGUUAAUGACACUAUUGCAUAGUUGAUAGGAAGUGGUGCGUGUUAACUCGCGUUCUGAGAUCUGUUGCUAUGUGUGCGGCUUCGCGACCUAGCCUAGACUUCGUCUCACAGUGGCAGUCAGCGAGAUAGGGAGUUCUGUAAAUACGCUAGCAGGUAU
Molecule: messenger RNA, 1324 nt
Organism: Aspergillus aculeatinus CBS 121060
Lineage: Eukaryota; Fungi; Ascomycota; Eurotiomycetes; Eurotiales; Aspergillaceae
Product: ankyrin repeat domain-containing protein
Exons: 1
Coding region: 116-1060 (314 amino acids)
Source: RefSeq, a predicted model, not a curated record